AUGGUCGGCAGCCUCUUUGAGGAGAUAAGGGCCCGCGCUGUCGAGAUUCGAGUGGCAGCGACAGGCGUCCGACGUGCAGGCAACCGCUUGACGGCGAUCGACAAGCAGUUCAUCCUGGUCUUCCAGACGGAGAUGAAGCAGUUCACCGGCGAGUACGUCAAGAAGCUCAAGAAGCCGCAGAAGACCGCGAUCGUUCAGGAGCUGGAGCAGGCGGAGAAAGAGGCUCGUCGUUUGAAAGCGAAUGGCUAUUCCGCUGAGCAGAUCCUCGAGGACCUUCAGGAGUUGCCGCCCUUUGAACCUCAAUCCGACGAACAUCACCCUUCGGCACACGAGUCUUCAGGCGACGUGCGACUCUACGAGCGUACGGGACAGACGCCCGCUCCGACUGACCUCAUUGACCCACACGACCUCUACACCGGCGGCGGAGUUCAGCACUCGCUCGCCAAGCAGCAGCGCGAGCGCAACGAGGUGCCGGGAUACGGCGAGUCGUGGACGGCGAGGAAGGCGGCGAUCUACGGGAGGUCACUCUAA
This is a messenger RNA of Rhodotorula toruloides NP11, 531 nucleotides long. RefSeq lists its product as uncharacterized. The coding region runs from base 1 to 531 and encodes 176 amino acids. The record is from RefSeq and is a predicted model, not a curated record. Lineage: Eukaryota; Fungi; Basidiomycota; Microbotryomycetes; Sporidiobolales; Sporidiobolaceae. The transcript is spliced from 2 exons.